This is a messenger RNA of Lates calcarifer (barramundi perch), 4084 nucleotides long. Its product is annotated as NLR family CARD domain-containing protein 3-like. The record is from RefSeq and is a predicted model, not a curated record. NCBI's taxonomy places the organism in Eukaryota, Metazoa, Chordata, Actinopteri, Centropomidae. Gene Ontology annotation, molecular function: protein binding.
CACCUCAUCACCAAUGAACAGUCACAGUCAUUAGAUCCAUUAGGACUUUUUGCUAAGGAAUUAUCCUCUUCCCAUUUCCUGUCUGAGGUUUAGUUUCACUUUUCCCCGAUCCUUGUGGCGCAGAUUAUUUUCUUCAUGAAGGUGUGGAGUGGAGAGUUUUCUUCUUCAGCUCUUUGGACUGUUUGCAUCAAGAAUGAAGGUAGAAAGUGUGUCUGAGUUGAUGUGGACGUGAAUUGAGCAGCAUGUAUCAGUGUGAGGACAGAGAGGAGGGAGUCCCUCCCUCUAAAACCGCUCUGUGUGGGGAACAUGAGAGCCAGACCAAAGCUCAGAGCCCAGAGCAGCAGCACUCACCAGACUCUGCUGGACCUGGACCUGAACCCAGCUGUGUGUCUAUGAAGAGUGACCACUCCAUUGAACCUCCUCUUCAUUUCAAAAAGUCUGAUGAUGGAAGGAUCCAGCAGCAGAGACCAGACUCUACUGAGCCUAGCUGUUUGUCUCUCCAGAGCAACAAGUCAAAGGAGUGGUUCACUAAUUUUAAUGGACAACAAGCCUUUACUCCAAAGAGAGUGGACCAGGAGAGCUCAGAGGUUCCCAGUGGUCAGUCUGGCCAGCAGCAUCAAACACAGCUGGACUCCAUAUUUAUGCUGCUGGAGGAGAACAUCAUCACUUUUGUGAAGAAUGAGUUGAAGAAGAUGCAGAGGGUUCUGAGUCCAGAUUACCCAGAAUGCUUAGAGAGUCAGAGGGAGGAUGAGGAGGUGUUGGAUGGUGAGGAUGAAGAGCAGAGGAGGAGCAGCAGAGAGGCGUUUCUGAAGAUCACACUGAACUUCCUGAGGAGAAUGAAGGAGGAAGAGCUGGCUGACUGUCUGCAGAUCAGAUCUCCUGCUAUGUGUCAGCAGAACCUCAAAUCAAACCUGAAGAAGAAGUUCCAGUGUGUGUUUGAGGGGAUCGCUAAAUCAGGAAACCCAACCCCUCUGAAUCAGAUCUACACAGAGCUCUACAUCACAGAGGGAGGGACUGGAGAGGUCAAUGAUGAACAUGAAAUCAGACAGAUUGAAACAGCAUCCAGGAAACCAGACAGACCAGAGAGAACAAUCAGACAAGAAGACAUCUUUAAACCCUUACCUGGAAGAGAUGAACCAAUCAGAACAGUGAUGACAAAGGGAGUGGCUGGCAUUGGGAAAACAGUCUUAACACAGAAGUUCACUCUGGACUGGGCUGAAGACAAAGCCAACCAGCACAUACACUUCACAUUUCCAUUCACUUUCAGAGAGCUGAAUGUGCUGAAAGAGAAGAAGUUGAGCUUGGUGGAACUUGUUCAUCACUUCUUUACUGAAACCAAAGAAGCAGGAAUCUGCAGGUUUGAAGAGUUCCAGGUUGUGUUCAUCUUUGACGGUCUGGAUGAGUAUCGACUUCCUCUGGACUUCCACAACACUGAGAUCCUGACUGAUGUUACAGAGUCCACCUCAGUGAAUGUGCUGCUGACAAACCUCAUCAGGGGGAAACUGCUUCCCUCUGCUCGCCUCUGGAUAACCACACGACCUGCAGCAGCCAAUCAGAUCCCUCCUAAGUGUGUUGAUAUGGUGACAGAGGUCAGAGGGUUCACUGACCCACAGAAGGAGGUGUACUUCAGGAAGAGGUUUGUAGAUGAGGAUCAGGCCAGCAAGAUCAUAGACCACAUCGAGACCUCACGAAGCCUCCACAUCAUGUGCCACAUCCCAGUCUUCUGCUGGAUCACUGCUACAGUUCUGGAGGAUGUGUUGAAAACCAGAGAGGGAGGAGAGCUGCCCAAGACCCUGACUGAGUUGUACAUCCACUUUCUGGUGGUUCAGUCCAAACUGAAGAACAUCAAGUAUGAUGGAGGAUCUGAGACAGAUCCACACUGGAGUCCAGAGACCAGGAAGAUGAUUGAGUCUCUUGGAAAACUGGCUUUUGAGCAGCUGCAGACAGGAAACCUGAUCUUCUAUGAAUCAGACCUGACAGAGUGUGGCAUCGAUAUCAGAGCAGCCUCAGUUUACUCUGGAGUGUUAACACAGAUCUUCAUAGAGGAGAGAGGACUGUACCAGGACAAGGUGUUCUGCUUCAUCCAUCUGAGUGUUCAGGAGUUUCUGGCUGCUCUUCAUGUCCAUCUGACCUUCAUCAACUCUGGAGUCAAUCUGCUGUCAGAAAAGAAAUCAACCUCCCAGAAGGCAAACAGAAGAAAAAAUGUAUCUACAGAGACAGAUUUCUACCAGAGUGCUGUGGACAAGGCCUUACAGAGUCCAAAUGGACACCUGGACUUGUUCCUCCGCUUCCUCCUGGGUCUUUCACAGCAGACCAAUCAGACUCUCCUACGAGGCCUGCUGACACAGACAGGAAGUGGCUCAGAGACCAAUCAGGAAACAAUCCAGUACAUCAAGAAGAGGAUUGAAGAGGCUUCCUCUGCAGAGAAAAGCAUCAACCUGUUCCACUGUCUGAAUGAACUGAAUGAUCAUUCUCUAGUGGAGGAGAUCCAACAGUCCCUGAGAUCAGGACGUCUGUCCACAGACAAACUGUCUCCUGCUCAGUGGUCAGCUCUGGUCUUCAUCUUACUGUCAUCAGAGAAAGAUCUGGACGUGUUUGACCUGAAGAAAUACUCUGCUUCAGAGGAGGCUCUUCUGAGGCUGCUGCCAGUGAUCAAAGCCUCUAACAAAGCUCUACUGAGUGGCUGUAACCUCUCAGAGAGAAGCUGUGAAGCUCUGUCCUCAGUUCUCAGCUGCCAGUCCUCUAGUCUGAGAGAUCUGGACCUGGGUAACAACAACCUGCAGGAUUCAGGAGUGAAGCUUCUGUCUGUUGGACUAAAGAGUCCACACUGUGCACUGAAAACUCUCAGUCUGUCAGGCUGUCUGAUCACAGAGGAAGGCUGUGCUUCUCUGGCCUCAGCUCUGAGCUCCAACCCCUCCCAUCUGAGAGUGCUGGACCUGAGCUACAAUCAUCCAGGAGACUCAGGAGUGAAGCGACUGCGUGCUGGACUGGAGGAUCCAGACUGGAGACUGGACACUCUCAGGGUGGAGCCUGCUGGAGUCCGAUGGUUGAGUCCAGGUCUGAGGAAGUAUUCCUGUCAACUCACAAUCGACACAAACACAGUAAACACAAAAAUCAAACUGUCUGACAACAACAGGAAGAUGACACGUGUGGAGGAGGAUCAGUCAUAUCCUGAUCAUCCAGACAGAUUUGAUCAGUGUCCUCUGCUGCUGUGUAGAACUGAUCUGACUGGUUGCUGUUACUGGGAGGUUGAGUGGAAAGGAGAGGUUUAUGUCUCAGUGAGUUACAGAGGAAUCAGAAGGAAAGGAAACAGUAAAGACUGUUGGUUUGGACUGAACAAUCAGUCCUGGAAUCUGUUCUGCUCUGAUGUUUAUGGUUAUGCCGUCUGUCACAAUAACAGAGAAACUUAUAUCUCCUCCUCCUCUGUCUCUGACAGAGUAGCAGUGUAUGUAGACUAUCCUGCUGGCUCUGUGUCCUUCUACAGAGUCUCCUCUGACUCACUGAUCCACCUCUACACCUUCAACACCACAUUCACUGAACCUCUUUAUCCUGGGUUUGCAGUCUGGCCGUCUGGUUCCUCACUGUCUCUGUGUUCAGUGUAGCAGAAGUUUUCUCUGUGAAAGUUCAUGUCUCUUCCAUUCACACACAUGAAACAGGGAAAGAAGAGAAACAUGACCAUAAAUGAGGAAAAAAUGCAGAAGGGACUCACAAUAAGCUGUAGUAAAGAAAUUAUAUAGUGUUUGUAAAACAAAUCUGUCCGUUGGAAUGGUCAGCAAAUUUCAAUGUCACAGAUUUUCUAAUGAUAAAACUUAUUAUGUAUACACAAUAUUCAGUGUGCUGCUUUAAUUGAGGAUAUUCUGAGUAAACUUUUUAUUAUUAUUCCGUUAAAACAUACAUACAAACAUACAAUGUCUUAUAAAGCAUCAAUUGAUUCAUUGAUAUCAGUUAAUCAUAUAGUCCCGGAAUAUUUUUUAUUGUCAUUUUUACUUUCAAGUGGUUUCCUGAAUGCCGAUUAAGUAUUAAAAUGUUUUUGAUUUGCUAAUGAUUUAUGAGUGCAUUUAAAAUAAAAUACACCAUCACUGUA